UAGGUACCCUAGGUAAUUAGGUACUCUGUGAAAAAACCUGCGAAAAUAGUAAGUGCCUUCUACAUAACCCAAAGAAAGCAUAUUUCGCAUUUUCUUUGUUUUAAUCCCUGGCGCUAUGGUCAAAGUUCUUUGUCUCCAUGGUGGCGAUCUCAAUAGCAAUAAAUUCUACGAUGCUUUAGUCCCAUUAUUUUCCAGACUACGAGAAACCGGCAUAGAUCUAUCGCUGGACUUUGUCCAGGGGCACUCGCAGGAACGCCCGCAUCGCGAGACACCUCGGCACAGUCUUGAUGAGGUCGAUGGCAUUCGCAAAGCACACAAAUGGCUAGCGAAAAAACUGGCCCACGACGGUCCCUACGAUGGCGUUUUAGCGUGCUCUGGGGGCGUUGCGCUCGCGUCCAGCUUCCUACUCUACCGGCAAUGGUACGACCCUGAGCUGGCGCCCGCAUUCCAAUUCGCAGUGUUUAUCAGUGGAAGCAUUCCGCUGAAAGCUCUGAGAGAUCUCGGGGUGCCAGUCUCGAACGCAGCGGAGAGCGUGGUGGCGGAAGCUGAGCUGCAGCGUGAUCGGGGACUCGGCCCGUCCGCGAGCCACACGGCUGACGCGCGACGAGCCGUGUUCAACUCGGACGAUUGCUUUGGCCUGAACCUGAACUCGAUCCCGCUCGAGCUGAAGAUAAGGAUGCCGACGGUCCAUGUCUGGGGAGAGCAGGAUCCCAUGUUCCCGACCUCGGUUCAAUUGGCGGGACUCUGUGAUCCCUACAUUCGGAAGAUCCACGUGCAUGGCGGAAAAUGUGAAGUUCCACGCGACGGGAAGGAUGUGGUGGAAUUGGCGUCUUUGUUGGAAUGGUGUAUUCGAUGCGCCACUUGGCCGGGCCAGAAGCAAUGCUGAAAAGCCAGAUGGUGGUGGGUGGGAUCAACGAGUUUGUGGCACACCUACCUACCUACCCCGGUACAAAAUAUCUACCCCUAUCCUGUUACGAUGGGGUAAUAGUAACCAUAGAUCCAUUGCCUUGAGACAAAAACGUCCACUGACUUGGCGCUAUGAAAAGAUCUUCAAUAGUCUCACAUCCAUGACUUUCUUUGUUUUUCCCCCCCCUGUUAUCAUGGAUAGAUAGCUAGGUAUUCAUACUAGGUAGAUAUAACUAUUCAUUGGUAUUAUCA
Messenger RNA from Hypoxylon fragiforme, 1158 nucleotides. RefSeq lists its product as uncharacterized. The transcript is spliced from 2 exons. Bases 116 to 886 code for a protein of 256 amino acids. Gene Ontology annotation, cellular component: cytoplasm; nucleus. Lineage: Eukaryota; Fungi; Ascomycota; Sordariomycetes; Xylariales; Hypoxylaceae. The record is from RefSeq and is a predicted model, not a curated record.